Indicator indicator is the source of this 686-nucleotide messenger RNA. It is a transcript of the gene MXD1, whose product is annotated as MAX dimerization protein 1. The coding region runs from base 1 to 672 and encodes 223 amino acids. The record is from RefSeq and is a predicted model, not a curated record. Gene Ontology annotation, biological process: negative regulation of transcription by RNA polymerase II. The transcript is spliced from 6 exons. Lineage: Eukaryota; Metazoa; Chordata; Aves; Piciformes; Indicatoridae. Gene Ontology annotation, molecular function: protein dimerization activity; DNA-binding transcription factor activity, RNA polymerase II-specific; RNA polymerase II cis-regulatory region sequence-specific DNA binding.
AUGGCGGCGGACGCCGGCCUCAGCAUCCAGCUGCUGCUGGAGGCUGCCGAGUUCCUGGAGCGGCGGGAGCGAGAAGCCGAGCAUGGUUAUGCCUCGCUGUUGCCCGGGAAGGACGGGGAGGCCCUGCGGCGCCGCGUCAAGGCCCGGAAGAGCGGCGGUGGUAGCAGGUCGACACACAACGAGAUGGAGAAGAACAGGCGUGCCCACCUGAGGCUGUGCCUGGAGAAGCUGAAGGUUCAGGUGCCCCUGGGAGGUGCCAGCAGCAAGCACACCACCCUCAGCCUGCUGACCAAGGCCAAGCUGCACAUCAAGAAGCUGGAGGACUAUGACAGGAGAGCUGUGCACCAGAAGGAGCAGCUGCUGAGGGAGCAGAGGCACCUGAGGAGGCAGCUGGAGAAGCUGGGCGUGGAGCGGCUCCGCACGGACAGCAUCGGCUCCAGCCUGUGCUCCGAGCGCUCCGACUCCGAGCGAGAAGAGAUGGAGGUGGAUGUGGAGAGCACAGAUGAUCUGCCAGCAGACCUGGACUGGAGCAGCAGCAGCAGCAGCAGCAGCCCCAGCGACUCGGACGAGCGAGGAAGCCUCCCCAGCGUCUGCAGCGACGAAGGUUACUCCAGCUCCAGCCUGGAGAGGUUGAAGCUGCAGAGCAAUCACAAACCUCCUCUGGGGCUAUAAGAAGCAGCUCCCAA